Messenger RNA from Leishmania braziliensis MHOM/BR/75/M2904, 768 nucleotides. RefSeq lists its product as hypothetical. The record is from RefSeq and is a predicted model, not a curated record. The transcript has a single exon. Lineage: Eukaryota; Euglenozoa; Kinetoplastea; Trypanosomatida; Trypanosomatidae. Bases 1 to 768 code for a protein of 255 amino acids.
AUGCCACGCACUGAGGUGGGUCUCUCGUCACCAGGGGUACGGCGCGCGAGGCACGUUUGUAGAACUCGUUCACUUUAUCGCCUACUUCCUCCCUCCUUCAACUUUCUCUCUCUGCCUUCUUCCUUCGUCGUCUUGUGGAGCGCUGUACACGACGCCCCCCAUCCUCUUUCUCCUCAUCAUUGCGGCCCUUCAGCAUAUCGUACCGUCUCUUCGCUUUUUGUGCUCCAUCGGUUAUUGGGGUGUCUUGGCGGCGCACGUUCGAGUGAUUUGUGCCGUCUCAUGGCGGGAGUACGGGGGGGGAGGUUACCACACCGCUUUAUCCAGGAUAGACCUAAGCGCCUGUUCCUACUCGCACAGACUCGGUACCUACUCUCACAAAGCUGUAGGAGCGCCACGAUGGAGCGAGAGCGGAAGCUGGCAGAGCGGGAGGUGCGCGAGGUCGUGGCGGAUGCAGAGUCUCCGCUGGCACAGCGCCAUGUGCGGGAGUCCCUGAAGAAGAACAAAUUCGCUCUUGCCCUUUACGCGAUAGCCCUCUUCACCCCCGCCUUCUUCCUCAUAUCCUUCUACACAGCCAAGGCACGCGAGAUUCGCACCAACUUCAGAGACCCCUACGCCCUCCCCGAGGGGUUUGAUCCAGUGACGGGAGAGUUCGCGAGCCAAGAGGUGCAAUCGAAGGGCGCGCAUGCGCUGCCCAUGUCUAGCUCACUGUUUGUUGGCGAGGAGCUGGGCAGCUACGGGCCACGUACGCGGAAGCGCAGCAUCAUAUGA